AUGAAAAGUCGUACUGAAUGUUCACCGAGAAUUAUUAAAAGAACCAACAUAAAAGCACAGACAGACGAUGCAAUUAAGUAUGGAUUUUACCGACAAAUUAAUCAUUUAUCUAUUGUGAGGCUAGAUAAUGAAACAGAUAAACUUAAUUAUUCGUCGUGGUUAACUCGAUUAGAUAAUGAAAAUUCAGCUUUAAAGAUGCAUCUUAUCAAAAUCUUAUUUAUAUCAUUAAGAAGUGAUAGAUCAUUUCAAAUGUUUUUAAAACCUCCACCCGAUGAUCUUAACGAUUUAGAAUUAAAUUCUGAUAAUACAAUGGAUAUGAUUAAAUACUUACAAGAUAAUAAUAUAGCUGAUGAACCGUUAAUUAACGAGGAUAACCCAGAAGAAAUUAAACACAAACGUUCUGCAGCUGUAGCUACAGAUAUGCGUUCUUAUACAACAAUUAAAACUUCACCUUACUUCGUACAAUCGUUUUAUGUAAGGUCAGACUUCCCAAUUUAUACAUGGUAUAAUCCAACGUCUAUUAAAUUGCCAAGUAGUUUUGAUCAUAACCAAUGGGAGCUAUAUCUAAAUCGUUUUCAAAUUUUAACCGAAAGUAAACAAUUCAAUAGUAAACACAGAAAUGAAUGUGAUGAUAUCAUUCCAAUUGACCAGAUAUCAAAAGAAGUUGCAACCGCUUUUAGUUGGCAUCCUUAUAGUAUUCUGAGUAAUGAAGUUAAUAGACCUAAACGAACACCAGGCUAUAUUGAAAUUGAUGUAAAUAUAGCAAACCAACAGUGCAACCAACAGCAAAUAGAUGAUGCUGCGUUUGCAGUAGUGUAUUGUAAAGUAUUCCCUGGUAACAAGAUUUUAGACCCAAAACUGUAUUCUAUUACUUUAAUUCCGGAUGCAAAAUUUAUUUAUAAAAUGACUGGUGUAACAUUAGUUGAUUAUUCCAAUCUUAAGUCAAAAAAAGAAGAUCCACAACCAAAUGCUUGUAAAUUAAAACAAAGAAAACGGAUUCCAAAAAAUAGCUGUGAAGUUAAUGACGGUACACUAUCAUUACCGGAACAACGGUCAUCACCAACGCGAACCGUCACUUCGGGGUUAACGUGUUCAGACAUGAGUGCCACUCAACACCAUCAAUCUGCUGGGUGCAACGAUAAUAGAUUCAACGCAUCCGCCGCCAACUGUAAUCCAGUCGUCAUUACAGAAGACCGGCCCAGGACCCUGACGUCGGAGAGGGCGAUCAACAACUGUCCAGCAGUAAUGCGCGCACGGUCACCGCCAUCAACACCGUUACCGCCGCUAUCAAUACCGUCACCACCAUCACCACCAUCGCUGCCGUCGCCGCCAUCACCGCCAUCGCCUUCACACUCGUUACUGCCGUCACCGCCACCAUCAACGCCCUCACACUCGUCACUGCCGUCACCGCCGUCACCGUCGCAGUCAACGCCAUCACCGCCGUCACCGCCAUCGCCAAUCAACGAGUAUCGCGCAUCUGCCGCCGACUGGAAUCCAGACGUCCCUACCUAUUCCGCGUUUUCAGACAGGCGUAUUACAGAAGACCAAUCGCGAUUUAUGACGUCCGAGAGGAUAGUCAACGACCGUCCGGCUGUAAUGUGUGCGCCCCCGUCGCCGCCAUCUGCGCCGUCACCACCACCGCCGGCCAACGAUUUUCGCGCAGACAACGCUGACCUAUCGGACAGCAGCUCAGGCACGCCAAGCUAUUACUCCGGACAAUCGGGCCAGUUCCGUCGAUGUGGCCGGAGUAUUAUGCAGACCGGUGACCACAAUAGGUCGGAGUCUCUGUCCACGUUGACAUCGGACGACAGUUCGGUUAAUCACAAUACGGUGGGACUCGUAGGGAGUCGCUCUCCCCACCGACAUGUGAAUUACGAUCGCCGGAUUAACAAUAUGAUGAGGGAAAUGAUGAAUGACAGCGAUUAUCAGUUCGAGCCCGAAAAUACGAACAAUAGCCACGACUACAGCUUCCAGGACGACUUCUACCGUAGCCCCAACACGGACGCUGUCGUCUGGCCGCCCCCUUACGAUAGCGUCAGUGACGUGAGUAUGCCAGGCCCGGCGAUUAUCGGUCCCUGGUCGUUGUCGAAUCACACGUCGAGAAGUGACCGAGUUAUGGAAAAUGACGUCUCGAGAAUUUCGGAUCGGUACGAUACGUCCUGUUCGGAGGAUGAUGUUGCGUCGGGGCAGGACGACUACGACGAUCGCCCGGACGUGCCGCACAACAGCUUCGAAUGA
Molecule: messenger RNA, 2238 nt
Organism: Rhopalosiphum maidis (corn leaf aphid)
Lineage: Eukaryota; Metazoa; Arthropoda; Insecta; Hemiptera; Aphididae
Exons: 7
Coding region: 1-2238 (745 amino acids)
Source: RefSeq, a predicted model, not a curated record